Molecule: messenger RNA, 3247 nt
Organism: Solea solea (common sole)
Lineage: Eukaryota; Metazoa; Chordata; Actinopteri; Pleuronectiformes; Soleidae
Gene: maff
Product: v-maf avian musculoaponeurotic fibrosarcoma oncogene homolog F
Exons: 3
Coding region: 155-814 (219 amino acids)
Biological process (GO): regulation of epidermal cell differentiation; regulation of transcription by RNA polymerase II
Cellular component (GO): nucleus
Molecular function (GO): DNA-binding transcription factor activity, RNA polymerase II-specific; RNA polymerase II cis-regulatory region sequence-specific DNA binding
Source: RefSeq, a predicted model, not a curated record
AGAGUUGGUCGGCGGCGGUUGGUCAUGGAAAAGUUCUGGGAUGUAGGGAUUCCUUGUUUACAUCCUCCCGGAGUACGCCGCGGGGGCGGGGUUAGCGCCGCCCUCAUUCUUUAGACCUGACGUCAUUGUCGCUUGUGUGUUUUUUUUUUUUUUUAUGAAUGAAAGAAUCCAACCUCAGAGAGAGAACAGCAGCAGCAGCAGCGGCGGCGGCGGAGUAAUUCCGGGAAAAGGCGGACUGACAUUUUGUCGCCGGAGUCGCUUCGACACAGCAGAGUGUCUAUCUGUGCCGACUGGUGCUUGGUGGAAUAAAAGACCGAAGACGGUUGGAACUUGGAUCAUGACGACAGAGAGAAGCAGCAAAGCCCUGAAGGUGAAACAGGAGUGUGGCGAGAAUGUGCCCUACCUGUCCGACAACGAGCUCAUGUCCCUCACGGUCCGGGAGCUGAACCUCCACCUGCGUGGUUUGGCCCGUGAGGAGAUCCAGAAGCUGAAGCAGCGGCGUCGCACCUUGAAGAACCGGGGCUACGCCGCCAGCUGCCGGGUCAAGCGUGUCUCGCAGCGGGAGGCGCUGGAGCAGCAGAAGAUGGAGCUCCAGCGGGAGGUGGAGAGGCUCGGCGCCGAGAACGCCGGCAUGAGGAAAGAGCUGGAGGGCCUCGGCGCACGUCUGGCAGCCCUGCAGAGAUUCGCCAGGGGUCUGGAAGCCGGCGGCGGCAACCUGCUCGCUACAGCCCCGCGCCUCAACACCGCCUCAGUCAUCACCAUAGUCAAGAGUCCACCACAGCCUCAGCCACAGAGAGAACACGAGCCGUCCUAGAAGGAGCUGCUGGAACCAGACUCAAGGGGCAGGAGGGGGGGGAGGAGGUGCACAACCUGCAAUGCAAACACACACACAGAGACACACCUACAGACACACACACACAUGCUGGAGAACAGGAAGACAAUAGGAAAAUUAGUAGGAAAAAAUCUUGUUUGCAUCACACCUCGUUCACAUUAUUAUAUGCAAGUGUCACUGAACCCUGUGUUGACAGAGCAGCGUGUCAUGUCACCGCACAAACAGCUACGCUUCGCUUCUCCAUAGUAACAGCUGAAAAAAAAAAAACCCAUCUAGGACAAGUACAAGUGUCCUUGUACUCGAAGCUAUUUUUAUAACACUGCAGCUUUGCUGACUGAAACGUACUGAAGUGUGUUUGUUUAGAGAACUCCAAAAGUUUACAGGUAUGUUAAAGAACAAGGCAGCAGGUGUAAUGUGAACGAGGCGCCGACCACUGACACUCUCUCUCUCACUCACACACACACACACACACACACUUACAUGCACAUCACCCCCCUCACCCUCAUUCCCCGAUCUGCACGGGAGGGCCACACACUGACUAACUGGACUCCGGCUGAAGCCAGACCAACAAAAAAACCAGACCCCCCCCCCCACCCCCAGAGUUACUGUACGUCACCACUGCUUCAACAAAUCCAGCCGUGACACUGGUGCUCUCUCUUUGAUUGUGCUACCAAAAGACCAGGACGUCUCUCCCCACCUCACCCCCCACCUCACCCUCCGCCCCACCACCCGCUUCAGUUUGUGACACCUGACCAACAGCGAAGUGCCAGGAGUUAGUAGAGCUGACGUGUGCACUAUGUGCUGCUUAAUUCAGCUCCACGUUCCUGGUGCAGUUGUAAGUUUAAAGUUAUUAGCUGCUCUUUUUUGGGGCCCCCCCCGAGUCAUACUUUCCGAGUUCGGCGUCUGCAGGGAAUCGCGUUCGAUUUCGUAAUAAAAUGCGUAAUAAAUUCGUAAUAAAAUGCGAUUUUUGCAUUCCAUUCCACUAGGAGGCGAUGUCUCGCCUGUAGUUUUCCUGUCAUUUGUAUUCUUUUAACUCUUAGUUGUACAUGUGUCGGUCUCCUCGUUUGACCAAAACAACGGCGAAACAGAACAAACUGGAAGUUCUCGUCCAACGUCCGCGUAGGAACUGUCUGUAUAUAAGAAAUGUGACAUGGACUUUGAAUGGAAGUCUACGGCAAAAAUGAGCCUACGUUUAACUUGAUUUACAACCUUUUCUAACAUUUUCUUGACGAGUUCACGGUCUUAAUCGCCAGUUUCAAGUCUUCUUUAAUGGCACUUUUUUCAAUGUUGUUACUGUUUAGAGGGAAGAAUGGUAAUUAUUAAUUAUUACAGCUGGUGUCGCCCGGCUCCACAGCUUAUUCUCAUCGUUGACGUCACAAUCGGUCGCCACUUUUGCGCAGAUACACGCGGACAAGGAAAGUAUGACAGGGGCUGAUAUCAACUUUGGGAGGAGGGGGGGGCGGUCAUGCGUUUUCCGUCACCCUGUAAGAAAGUGUCCAACUUUGUCACGAAUGCAGAGUUUCUCAACCUCGGUGUCACUUGACGUCCAGACAAGGAUCAUUGGGGGGGAGAUUCCCAGAGACUCUAAAUUUAAAGUCUUACAGUCUAACAAAACAAGAGUCAGCAGUGUGUCACACUCAGAUUCACCUGACCCGCAUACGGACGUUACAGUCACACACUCCAGGGACAAAAAAAGGCUUGAGAAACGCUGCAUUCAUGAAUCAUCACUUUUUGCAUUCUGUGAAAUCUCUUCUUUUGUGUUUCUCUUCCUGAUCUGUUCUCGGAGGAGAACGUCGUUUUCUACUGCUCGUGUGUACGUGUUAUCCACAUUACUGCAGUGCCUUCGGUGUGUGUGUGUGUGUCUGAGUUUCUGAAAAAUGCAAAAGCUACGCGAGGAAAACGGUGUAAAAAAACAGACUGAAAUCGCCUCUUCUUACCUGCUCAUGUCCACACGUUCACUUUCUGUCCACUACCUGUUUCACGAUGAUCCCUGAACGUCGCUGCAGUCUCUUGUGCCCCCCCAUGUUGCUCUUCUUUUUAUUUGUGUCGUCUCCCUGACAACAGAUGUUGGUCAUUUUGCCAAAAAAAGCGCGCGUCUGGUCGGUAUUACCCUCGAAAACGAAAACAAAACAACGAUGCAAAUCCUCUGCAAACAUUCCCCGCCGUGUUCUUCUUCUUCUUAUUAUUAUUAUUUGUACACAUUUGUACGUGCCGCUGAGAGACGAAAAUGUUUGAGUGACAUUUAUCAAGAGAUAUAUUCUAUAUUUUAUUUGUAUUUAAAGGUUAGAUAUUAUUGAAAGACAAGCUAACGAGUGCUGUGAUGUUCUGUCCGUUUUCUCCCCAGAAGUACUUACUUAUUACGACUAGUCUGAGGAUAUUCUCAUGUCUAAUAAUAAUUGUGUUGUGUGGCGACGG